Phalaenopsis equestris is the source of this 466-nucleotide messenger RNA. RefSeq names its product 60S ribosomal protein L29-1-like. The transcript is spliced from 3 exons. Gene Ontology annotation, cellular component: cytosolic large ribosomal subunit; ribosome. Gene Ontology annotation, biological process: cytoplasmic translation. The record is from RefSeq and is a predicted model, not a curated record. Lineage: Eukaryota; Viridiplantae; Streptophyta; Magnoliopsida; Asparagales; Orchidaceae. Gene Ontology annotation, molecular function: structural constituent of ribosome. The coding region runs from base 140 to 328 and encodes 62 amino acids.
ACGAAUUGAUUGAUUAGCCAUUUGGGCUUUAAGUUAGGCGCGUUAAAUCACUUUAGCUGCAUCUGGUACGUUUUUCUUUCCCUCCGAUCUCCGAUUGUCUGCAUGAUAUCGUGAUAAGUUGCUUCCCUGAAGGCUUAUAAUGGCGAAGUCCAAGAAUCACACGGCUCACAACCAGUCUCACAAGGCUCACAAGAACGGCAUCAAGAAGCCUAGGAGACAGAGGCAGUCAUCCACUAAAGGGAUGGAUCCCAAGUUCCUGAGGAAUCAGAGGCAUGCGAGGAAACACGGUAAGAAGAGUGGUAACUCAGAAUCUGAAGCUGAGGAGUAGGUGAAGCGAUAUCGAAAAGGCACCAGUCAUUAUUAUCUUUAUAUUCCAAGACUAGAAUUGUAAUCAUUUUUGCUGCUGCUAAAAUGUUUCUCAGUGAAUAUUUACUUUUUGUGAUUCAGUAAUCUUUUAGUUCUAGCA